Molecule: messenger RNA, 3079 nt
Organism: Durio zibethinus
Lineage: Eukaryota; Viridiplantae; Streptophyta; Magnoliopsida; Malvales; Malvaceae
Source: RefSeq, a predicted model, not a curated record
UAUCCUCUCUCUUAUUAAUCCAUAUCAAUUCCCUCUUUUAUCAACAUAUCCUCCCUCUUAUUAAUCCAUGUAAAUCUUUGACCUUAGGAAUGCAUAUCAAUCAAACUACACUCCUCAUACACCCGUCUAAACCGCUUUUAUCUUCUUUGCAGCUCUUAUAUUUCCCCCAUCUUUCUCAAUGUAUAUACAGUACGUGGUUGAAGUCUUCCUUGCACAACAAAGCCCCAACCAUCCCCUUUGCUCUUUCACAUACUAGCUUUCAUACCUCUUGCCUUUCCCCAAAAUCUGGAAGUCCAUAAUUAAUCCAAAAAAAAUUCGACAGGCAUGCCCUCUGUAUCUGUUAAAUUUUUACAUUUCCCUAUUACUUCAUCUUUUACCUGAUCGAAGAACAAACAUCAAUACAUCAACCAAUAAGUGUGAAGCCACAGAAUCAUGAAAGAACCAAUAAGAUUUUCAUUUUUAUUUUUUUUUAUUUUUUUAAAGUUAUUAAUUUGAUUGCCCCCAUUAACGUUCCAAUGAAAUUCAGCCACGUAAACAGUUCCGUUAUACCAGACCUCAGCACACCCAUCCGCUAUCUCUCUUUCCUCAUUCAACAACAUCAUUCAUUACUCGAAGGUCUGCAAAGCCAAACUCCAAUUUUUUUUCUUAAAAAAAAAGAGCACUCUUUCUCGUUCUCUCUCUAAAUCAAAGCGAUGACUGACCCCAUCGAACCAUCAACGUCAAGGAGCUACCCCAAUCCGAAUCCAAGCCCGAUCGCUUUCCUCCACCCGAGACGCGAGCCUUUCGAGCACGGCCUCCUAUCAAUCCAGAAGCUCAUAUUCACCGACCCGGUCCAAGCCCUAACCCCUCUCAAGGAAAAACUGGCAUCGUCCUCAACUCACCGAGUCAACUCGGCUGCCCUCGCUGACGCACUCCAGAUCUCAUCAGACCUUGCGCGUCUCAUCCUCGACACUCUCGCUUCGGUGCUACACUCCGAAUCCGACCCGCUCGUCACCGCCCGACCCGACUAUGUUGAUUCUGUUGGUGCCGAUUUGCGUGAUCUGAUCCUGUUUUUAUACAUUCAAUCGUAUAAGAGGCUUUUGCCGCGCUCCCACAAGGACUCCGCCGCGGUUGCCGAUGUUUGGCCUUCCACUUCAGCAUUCGACGGUUACUUAUCGGCCCUUUCGCCCUUGCAGCUUGUCCGCUGCAACACCCGUCGAUUUAUGCCAUCACAGGCUGAUGAAGAGGCCCAUCAGUUGUCCUAUCUACAAAAGCACUUGGCUAAUAUUCUCUCUCUUUUGUCAGAGACUGUGGAAGGGGAAGGAGAGUCUCUGGUUUUAACCAUGGAUGGGUUUGAGCACCUUGGGUUUCUGAUUCAAUUUGGUGACAAGGGAUCUGAAGGAGUACCUUUAAGCCAGGCUGCGCCAUUUUUUUCUAAUUCAGAUCCAGACAUGCCUGCUGUUCCUGUUCCAGCUGCGCAAGUUCAUGAUUGGCUUCUACAGAAUAUAGCUUCAUCUUUAGAACAUGUUACUGAAAAAAUUUCUGCAAAAGAAAAUGGUUCUCCAAGUGGCUCAGAUCAGGAUGUUGCUAUGGCUGAUGCUAGUCCAAGUUCAGCCAAAGCCUUGGCAAGUGCAAGGAGUCCGUAUUUCAUUGAUGGGGUCUCUAAAUCAUCUUAUGUAAAGCAGGCAUCUGAUCUUAAGAAUUCUUCUGUGAAGGUCAUUAAUUGCCAUGAUUCAGUCAUUUACAUUUUAGCGCCUUUGAGAUAUGCCACCAUUUAUGGAUGCUCUGAUGCUACUAUAGUUCUUGGAGCUGUUGGCAAGGCAGUAAGACUUGAACACUGUGAACGAGUUCACGUGGUUAUUGCAGCAAAACGAGUCUGCAUUGCCAAUUGUCGUGAGUGUGUAUUCUUUCUGGGAGUAAACCAGCGACCCCUUAUUGUUGGUGAUAACCACAAGCUGCAGGUGGCACCAUAUAACACAUUCUACUCUCAGUUGGAGGAACACAUGACUGAAGUUGGUAUUGAGGCAACUAUCAAUAGAUGGGAUGAACCAUUGGCACUUGGAAUGAUUGAUCCACACUCUCCAUUAUCUCGUCCUGCAGGCGUUUCUGACGCUCAAGCCGAGUCAGCAGCACGUCUAGACCCUGAUCAGUUCACAAAUUUUCUGAUUCCGAACUGGAUUGAAGGUGAACCCCUUGGGUUGACCAAGGAUAACCCAUUCCCCUUACCUGACAAAUACUUGACAUCUCAGCAAAGAAAUCAAAAGAAUUUAGGUGAGAUAAAACAAAUAUUGAGAGAAGCUCCACUUGAAGAAAAUCGAAAAAGAGAAUUAUCGUGUGCUCUUCAUAUAUACUUCAAAGACUGGUUAUAUGCUUCUGGAAAUAUUCGACAGCUUUACUGCCUACAAGGCGACUGAUACGUCUACUUGAUUAGAUGAGGUAUAGAAGGAGAACGGUUUAUGGUUUUCUUUCAGUUUCAACCCUUUGCCAGUUCCUCAGGUCAUUUCUGUGGGUACAACAGGCAGCUGAGAAUCACCCUUGUAAUUUGGAAGGGCACAAAAAUUAUAUGGAUUGGCUCUUAUGCGCAGAAUGCAAUCACAUACACAUUUGCUAAUCUCAAUGUAAUAUUCUUUUGGACCAAAAAAGGGAAAUAAUCUUACGGUGAUAUUUGUUCACCUAGGUCUGCUAUCUUCUCAAUUUUUUCAUCUCCUUGAUCUACCCAUGUGAAUUUAAAUACUGUAUCUUUUUUUUUUUUUUCUAACUUAGAGUAUAUCAAAAAUUAAACUUUGAUUAUAAAAAUUAAAAAUUCAAUAUUUUGGAAGCAGCUCAAAUAAUUGUUUGUUUAAUGAAUCUAUGUUGGUCCAAUGCUUUUUUUUAUAUAUAGUUUUUUCCUUUUUUUUUUUAAUUAGGUUUUGAUGGUAGCAAGUUCAAGACAAUGUAGUUAUAGGGAUGCGGUGGAAAACACUGAUUCAAAAGGCUAUAAAAGAGAAGAAAGGAACGUGUGUUUAUAGCCUUGGCUUAGUGGUAAGGUUAACAAGACUUUGUGCAGAGGUAAGAAAAAAGGUUUCAAAACUUAAGGUAAAGUUUGGUACGAGAUCAUCAU